Didymosphaeria variabile is the source of this 1755-nucleotide messenger RNA. RefSeq lists its product as uncharacterized. The transcript is spliced from 3 exons. NCBI's taxonomy places the organism in Eukaryota, Fungi, Ascomycota, Dothideomycetes, Pleosporales, Didymosphaeriaceae. Gene Ontology annotation, molecular function: serine-type endopeptidase activity; tripeptidyl-peptidase activity. Gene Ontology annotation, biological process: proteolysis. The record is from RefSeq and is a predicted model, not a curated record. Bases 1 to 1755 code for a protein of 584 amino acids.
AUGCGCCUCCUUAAGAACCUGUCCGCGCUCGCUAUCCUAGUGUGUGUCUGUGAUGCACGACCCACUAGCAGCGUUGUAUUCGAGAAGAUCGAGAGCAGCCCGGCGGGUUGGGUGCUGGACAAAGCCGCCAAAGUCGACAAAGAUGAAACGUUCAUUACGCUGAAGAUUCACUUGGUGAACCAAGGGUUGGACAAGUUUCACAAACUUGCUAUGGACAUCGCAACGCCGGGCCAUCCGCAGUAUGGCAAUCAUCUCGACCAUGAGACGAUACUGGCAAUGACUGCACCGAAGGAAGAGUCCGUCGACCUGGUAAAGGAGUGGCUCGGAAGAGAAAUCUCGAACGCCAAGGUCGACGUGAUGGGCGACUACUUCACCGUGGAGGGAACUGUCAGCGCUGUUGAGAACCUCUUGAAGACGAAAUACAACAGUUAUGUGAACGAAGAAACAAAGGCAAAGACACUGAGAACACUUGAAUACAGUCUUCCCUCCGUGCUCCUUGGCCACGUUGACAUGGUCCAACCUACCACGUACUUUGGCGUGAAGCAGUUCCGAUCCACCAUCUCUGAGCACCAUGCAAUUGCAGAUGAGGCGGAUGAUUUCCACGUCGAGGCUGCACAGGCUGUGACCGGAUGCACUGGUACGCGCAUCACCCCCACCUGCCUCGCCAACUUGUACAACUUUGCAAACGCAAAGAACGAAACCACUGGACUACUUGGAGUUGCAGGCUUCCUUGAGGAGUACGCCAUCAAGUCCGAUUUUACUACAUUUCUCAACAGCUACGCCUACUUCAAUAACAAAGCCAAGACAUUCACUUGCACUGGCGUGAAUGGAGGCACCUGCCCUACAUCUCCUGCCGGUAUCGAGGCCAACCUGGACGUCCAGUAUGCAGGUAGCAUUUCCAGCUCCGUGCCAAUGACUUAUUACAGCACAGCUGGCCGUGGCCAGUGGGUCGGAAGCGGAACGAAUACCAACGAGCCCUACCUUGAGUUCCUAAACUAUCUGAUUGCUCUUCCUGCGGCUUCACUUCCCAACACCCUCUCCAUCUCGUACGGUGACGAUGAGACCACCGUUCCCCUUUCGUAUGCAACAAACGCAUGCAACCUCUUCUCUCAGCUCGGAGCCCGUGGUGUCUCAAUCCUCAUCUCGUCUGGUGAUUCCGGCGUAGGCAGCACUUGCAAAGUAAAUGGGAAGACGUCCUUCACGACCGCCUUUCCUGCCGGUUGCCCUUGGGUCACCACCGUUGGUGGAACAACUGGAAAUUCGCCUGAAUCGGCUUGGAGUUCCGGCGGGGGCGGGUUCUCUGAGGUCUUCGGACGACCGGACUACCAGAAUGCGACUGUAAACAAGUGGCUCACGACCGAUACGACCCACAGUGCCGUGACCAACUACUUCAACUCCUCUGGUCGUGCCUAUCCUGACAUCUCCGCCCAAGCCACCAACUUCGUGAUCAUUGCCAGCGGAUCCGCCCAGUCAGUUUCUGGUACUUCUUGCUCUGCCCCCACUACGGCAGGUAUCUUCCAAUUGCUCAACAGUGCACGCAUUGCUUCUGGCAAGAAGGGCCUGGGUUUUCUCAACCCUUGGUUGUACAACACCGCAAGCAGUGGUUUCACCGAUAUUAAGAGCGGAAAGAUCUCAGGAUGCAGUGGGGUUAUCUCUGGAGCAGGAUUCAGCGCUGUCGCUGGAUGGGACCCAGCUACCGGUCUCGGAACGCCGAACUACGAGGCUUUGCUCACGUUUGCAACGUCGACUGCGUAG